Rhizoctonia solani is the source of this 636-nucleotide messenger RNA. RefSeq lists its product as uncharacterized. The record is from RefSeq and is a predicted model, not a curated record. NCBI's taxonomy places the organism in Eukaryota, Fungi, Basidiomycota, Agaricomycetes, Cantharellales, Ceratobasidiaceae. The transcript has 5 exons. The coding region runs from base 1 to 636 and encodes 211 amino acids.
AUGUUUCAGUUGGGGGGACCGAGUGGUAGCCUCCGAUCAAUCGAAGGACAGGGAGAACUUGCACCGAAGUGCUAUUACGUCCCAGGCGCUCGCAUCCAUGCCAAGAACCAGGCUUCAAUUGUCUGUGACACCCACGUCCACAUUCCCAAACAUGGCCCGCGGCGAGCCGACCACACCUGUAGUAGUUACAGUCCUCGACAUGCAAGCGCCUUGAUAUCUGGAGACUUGGUGACCGAAAUCAAACAACUGGCCGAAUCCGAAGGAAAGCAAUUUGCGAAUGACCAUGGCGGAUCCAGUCAAUCGGCUCGAAGCAAGGCAGCCGUUCAAGCUUCCGAAUGGAAUAGCCUCCUGAUCUCUGCAAGGGCUUCGCGAGGACCACAGUGGGAUGUUGGAUUGCAACAAUACCUCGUAGAUAAGGACUCUAGCCUGUACUUUGAUCCUACUCCUCUUGCCGCUGCGAAUGACUCUGGUUCACCGACUGGAGAAGGUCCGGACGGCAUGGACUUGACUUCCGGUGGGCCAAACAUGGGCAAUAGCGAGACUGGAACGCCGAUAACGCCCAAAACAGGCGAAGACGGUUCUGCACCGCCCUUGAGAGAAGAAGAACACGGGGAGGAGGCGGGGGAUACUGACUGA